AUGGAUCCGAAACGACCGUUCAACAUUACCGCCGGCUUGGAGUACAUUCGCAUCCACCCUCAAGGACCAGAAGUCACGAAUAAAAAUCCUUUCCUCGGCGUGACGGACAUGGAAUACUUGGCCGCGGGACUAGUACUAGAUGCACAGAGUCGGACUCUUCAGACCUUGACGCCUUAUAUCACGGCAAUCACUUUAGUGUUCCUGGGUGCGAUCCUAGCGCGGCGUGUCACGAGGAAAGAACGGCACCGCAUCCAAGACCUUGUCAUCUACGGCUUAUGUCUUCGACUCCUGUGGACAGACCAGGUCCUACCGGUCUUGCUUGCCUCGAACGCAGCGUUGGGUGUCUUGACGUGGAUCAUGCUGCCGACGCCUUCCAACAGCAAGGACUUACCAGCUCACGAGGCGUUCAUGCUUAAUAUCAUGACCACGCCGCCCGCUACACGACCGCAAGACGACACCGAGAUAGAAGCAGACCGCUGCAUCAUGUGCUGGGAAGACAAUUCCGACACUCUCCUCGCCUGCCUACCAUGCCAGCACUUCGCAUGCACGAUCUGUCUAGGUCUCCUCCACAAUCAGAACAACUCCACCUGUCCCCUCUGUUCUCUUCCACUCUGGCGCAAACACAACCAGACCCUGAAUCUCAAUCUCCAAAAGCUCCGCACAGCCAGCUACACCAUCACCAUCCUACAAUUCCUAGUCUCCGGUGUCUACAAUGUCCGGCAACAGGACUACUACAAGGCGAUGUGGCAUAUACCCGUCCUCCUCGCUUCGACGAUAAUACCAUUGGCGCACAUAAUCUUCACGGUCAAACGGGAUGGGGAGGACUGGUGGUGGGAGCCGAAACGCAAAGGUAUAAGCUGGGAAAGGGUGGUCCCAGCGGCCCUGAUGCUGGCAAAGUGGUAUGAGAUUUGGAAUUCAAACUUGGGUGAUAUUGGGGACGAGUUCACCGUUACUAUCACGCCCUCAUCGAAUCCAUCCGUCAGUGCUCCGGAGCUGGGAGGAUAG
This is a messenger RNA of Recurvomyces mirabilis, 1005 nucleotides long. RefSeq lists its product as uncharacterized. Bases 1 to 1005 code for a protein of 334 amino acids. NCBI's taxonomy places the organism in Eukaryota, Fungi, Ascomycota, Dothideomycetes, Mycosphaerellales, Teratosphaeriaceae. The transcript has a single exon. The record is from RefSeq and is a predicted model, not a curated record.